This is a messenger RNA of Anolis sagrei ordinatus, 411 nucleotides long. The record is from RefSeq and is a predicted model, not a curated record. NCBI's taxonomy places the organism in Eukaryota, Metazoa, Chordata, Lepidosauria, Squamata, Anolidae.
UAUAAACAAGGGGUGGGUUGCAUCCCUGGGCUCACUUGCCUGCCUCCCUUCCUCCCUUCCAGCCAACUUCUCUCUUCCUGCUUUCCACUGACCUGACCGCCAUGCCCAAGGACCUGGACAUCACCCUUUGCAACAUGGUGGCCAUUUUCCACAAAUAUUCCUGCAAAGAAGGCGACAAGAACACGCUGAGCAAGAAGGAGCUCAAGGAACUCAUCCUGAACGAGCUGACCAUCGGAGAGAAGCUGAAGGAGGCGGAGAUCCAGGGCCUGAUGUCCGACUUGGACCGCAACAAGGACGACUGCAUCUGCUUCUCGGAGUUCAUGACCUUCAUGGGGGCCAUGGCCAUGUGCUACAACGAGGUGCUGACCGGCUCCUCUUAGGGGCGGAGCCACAAGGACGGGGAGGCCCCGC